Messenger RNA from Haemorhous mexicanus (house finch), 1165 nucleotides. Its product is annotated as corepressor interacting with RBPJ 1-like. The coding region runs from base 160 to 648 and encodes 162 amino acids. The record is from RefSeq and is a predicted model, not a curated record. The transcript is spliced from 7 exons. NCBI's taxonomy places the organism in Eukaryota, Metazoa, Chordata, Aves, Passeriformes, Fringillidae.
GGGAGGGCAGGAAGCGGCGGAGCGGGGGCCGCAAUCCAUCCCCGUGCCCGCGGCCGCCGUGAGGGAGGGCAGGAAGCGGCGGCGGGCGGCCCCAGCCCUUCCGGGGCGCGGGCGGCCCAGGGGCGGCGGAGCCGGGGCGGCCGCGGCCGCAGCGCGGAUAUGGAUAACAGGAAGGAUGAGAAAAGCAGGACGCUGUGUGCAACCUCAGAAGAAGGGCUGAAGGCCCGAGGAAAAGAGAAAAGGAAACGAAAGCGCAGCAGAAGCAGAUCCUCAUCUGUUUCAUCCACAUCGUCUUCUAGCAGUGCAUCCACUUCUUCCUCCUCAUCACGUUCAUCGUCAAGGUCAUCUUCUUCCAGUCGUAGUAGAGAUUCUCCUAAGUCUAAGUCAAAGAAAAAGAAAAAAGAAAAACACAACAAAAAGAAAAGGAAAAAGGAGAACAAAAUGAAGAAAAAGAAAGAAAAGAAGAAAAGGAAAGAGAAAACAGGACCUGUCCAGCUUUCCAAGUUCUUCAAAAACAAAAAGAAGAAUGAGAACUACAGCAUGAUAACCGGAAAGAAAAUUAAGAUGAAAAUAAAGAAGACUAAGGAAGAUAUAGAGAGAGACCGGAACCGUGCCCAGCUCCUGGAAUUUCUGAACUCUGCCUUGUAACAGGAAGAGUCCUCACCAAGGACUGGCAGAUGUACCAAGCCAACCAUCAUCCUAGCAGAACACUAAAGAGAAACUCAGGGAAAAGGACACCAAGUUGGACAAGACCUGACCCUCCUACUGAGAAGAAAACUGGGAUGUCCUUCUUAAUGGCAAAACACAGAGUAGCUAAUAACUUGUUAAUGGAGAUCCAUGUCCUCCUUUUGAGAUCCUAAGGUAAUAGCCAGGCUGUGGUGUUUUAGAAAAGCCCAAGUGUGUGUUGUUCACAAUGAUAGGAAAUGACACACUGAAGUCCAGCAAUGUAAUUUCUAUCUUAACUGCAUGCAGAAUGCACUCUUAAUUUCAAAUGUCUUAAUUUUUCUAGUAGUUUAAGCAGAGUAUUUGUAAAUGUUUAUUUGAAAGAUGAAGUGUUUCUUUCAUGUAUAUUUUUUUUCUGGUAGUGGUUAUGCGUAUCAUAAAGAGCAAACUGACCUCUGUAAAUAGAACAUCCUUUUACAUAAAUGAUUUUUUUGAAAGUUCA